AUGUCUUUCAAUAGUUUUACUCAUUGGACCCCCGCAGUUCCGUUUAAAAAGCCAGAUAAUAUUAUUUCUUCAGAAUAUGCCUCCUUGAAAGUUUUCACACCAUCAUAUGAAAAAGAAUCAUAUAUACCCAUGGAAGAGUUGAUAGCUUUUGAAUACCAGCGGAUUUGGUUGUCUGAAAGAGACGAAUGGGCUCGUAAGACAUUUCCACCUAAAAAUAAUCAUCGAUUUUCACAAAGAAGAGACAGCAAGAAUAUUCAAAAAAAUAAAAAUGGUACCAUUAAGAAUGAUGGUAAUAAAAGCAGUAGUAAAACUAACGAGAGUACAGUAAAAAAUAAUAAACCAAGAAAAGUUAAGAAAUAA
Molecule: messenger RNA, 360 nt
Organism: Cotesia congregata
Lineage: Eukaryota; Metazoa; Arthropoda; Insecta; Hymenoptera; Braconidae
Source: the annotation of a GenBank genome assembly